Molecule: messenger RNA, 3619 nt
Organism: Anolis carolinensis (green anole)
Lineage: Eukaryota; Metazoa; Chordata; Lepidosauria; Squamata; Anolidae
Gene: meis1
Product: Meis homeobox 1
Exons: 13
Coding region: 917-2314 (465 amino acids)
Biological process (GO): eye development; positive regulation of cell population proliferation; embryonic pattern specification
Molecular function (GO): DNA-binding transcription activator activity, RNA polymerase II-specific; RNA polymerase II cis-regulatory region sequence-specific DNA binding
Source: RefSeq, a predicted model, not a curated record
GACAACUCCUUGGCUUUGAGGACCGCAAGCCAAGCAGAGCCGGCUCGGUCCCUUUGGAAACGUUUGGAAACGGCGCUCCCCCGUGAUCCCCUUUUAACUCCCCCCUCCCCUCUUUCUAAUUCCGCUUUGUGGUGUUGGAGCAAGGCUGGGAAAGUCCUGCCAGGGAAAGUCUCCGAGGCUUUCCCCCGAGCCAGAGCAAUGAGCCCCUCUCGCUAGCUAGACAAAGGAAGCUGGCCAAACACGGCGGAGAGAAGAAGAAGAAGAGAUCCAAUGAGGACUUGGGAUCUAAGGACUGCAGCCUGAGCGAGGAGAAAGAGGAGAGAGAGAAAGAGAAGAAAGCCAAGCCGUGAAGCCUCCUCCUCCUCCUCCCUCUGCCUGCUGCUCCCACCCGAGGUGUCCUGAAGCCCCGCGCGCGCAGCGGAUCCUUCCUCAUCCUCCCGGCCAUCCUUCCUUCACUUGCCGCCUUUUGAUUGACAGCUGGAGUGCCCCAAAAAGUCAUGCGAGUUGGUGGUGGGGUUUGAGACGCACUUUUUUUUUUCCACCCCCAGAAAACAAAACAAAACACCCAAUUUGGGGGGGAAAGGAUAUUUGCUUUCUCCCCGCCGCUGUCUUGGAAACCAGAGAGAGACAAGGAGAGAGGAAAAGAGACGGAGUGAAGAAGAGAGACAAGCGCCUUCCUUCCUUGCUCCCUUCUCCCUUUCUUUUCAUGCCGCUUCCCUGAGGUCCAUUCUGCUGGAGACUCUGACCAGCUCCACAAGCGACGGACGACUCUCAAGGAUUCUUUUUUCCCCUUUUUAUUAUUUUUUGGGGGGUGGGAGGGUGGGGGGAGAGGGUUGUUUUGUUUCUUUUCACCCUGGCCUUCCAGAGGAUAUAGUAGAAGAAGUCCACACGGCACGGAAGGGUCUCAAGCAGGCCGAUGGCGCAAAGGUACGACGACUUGCCCCACUACGGCGGGAUGGACGGCGUGGGGCUGCCGAGCACCAUGUACGGGGACCCCCACGCCGCGCGCUCCAUGCAGCCGGUCCACCACCUCAACCACGGCCCGCCGCUCCACUCGCACCAGUACCCGCACACAGCCCACGCCAACGCCAUGCCCCCCAGCAUGGGCUCCUCCGUCAACGACGCCCUCAAGAGAGACAAAGAUGCCAUUUAUGGGCACCCGCUCUUCCCGCUCCUGGCCCUGAUCUUCGAGAAGUGCGAGCUGGCGACCUGCACGCCUCGGGAGCCCGGGGUGGCGGGGGGCGACGUCUGCUCCUCCGAGUCCUUCAACGAAGACAUCGCCGUGUUCGCCAAACAGAUCCGAGCGGAGAAACCCUUAUUUUCUUCGAAUCCCGAACUGGAUAACUUGAUGAUCCAAGCCAUACAAGUAUUACGGUUUCAUCUGUUGGAAUUGGAAAAGGUCCACGAAUUGUGCGACAAUUUCUGCCACCGGUAUAUCAGCUGCUUGAAAGGGAAAAUGCCCAUCGACCUGGUGAUCGACGACCGAGAAGGCGGCUCCAAAUCCGACAGCGAAGACAUCACGAGAUCGGCGAAUCUAACAGAUCAGCCUUCCUGGAACAGAGACCACGAUGACACAGCUUCAACACGUUCAGGAGGAACACCAGGGCCCUCCAGUGGGGGGCACACAUCACACAGUGGGGAUAACAGCAGUGAGCAAGGUGACGGCUUGGACAACAGUGUAGCUUCUCCCAGCACAGGUGAUGAUGAUGAUCCAGAUAAGGACAAAAAGCGACAUAAAAAGCGUGGCAUUUUUCCCAAGGUAGCCACAAAUAUCAUGAGGGCAUGGCUGUUCCAACAUCUAACACAUCCUUACCCUUCAGAAGAACAGAAGAAGCAGUUGGCACAAGACACAGGACUCACAAUACUUCAAGUGAACAAUUGGUUUAUUAAUGCUAGAAGAAGAAUAGUUCAGCCCAUGAUAGACCAGUCGAAUCGAGCAGUAAGCCAAGGAACACCUUAUAACCCAGAUGGACAGCCAAUGGGAGGUUUUGUGAUGGAUGGUCAACAGCACAUGGGGAUCAGAGCACCAGGACUGCAGAAUAUGCCAGGGGAUUAUGUGUCUCGGGGUGGCCCGCUGGGCAUGAACAUGGGACAACCGAGCUAUACGCCACCUCAGAUGCCCCCACACCCUGCUCAGUUGCGCCACGGGCCCCCCAUGCAUACCUACAUUCCUGGACACCCACACCACCCAGCAAUGAUGAUGCAUGGAGGACCACCCCACCCUGGAAUGCCGAUGCCAGCAACUAGCCCCACAAUGCUCAACACAGGAGACCCAGCAAUGAGUGGACAAGUGAUGGACAUUCAUGCUCAGUAGCUUACGGGAAAACAUAUACUUUAUCCUCAGGGACGGCGAGUGUGAAACGAUGCCGUUCUGCAAAGACUUAAUGGGAGUUCCGUUCUUGGCAUCUAGUUUUGGACCAAGGAACAACCCUAAUUGUCUAUAUAUGGACCCUGAAAAGCAGGGAAAGGAAAAACACCAACUGAAAAAAAAAAACACACACACCUUCUGGGGACAUGCAAAAUAACUAUAUAAGGCAACAGAGUGGAAUAUUGUAAAAUGCUAUUAUUCUGUUAUCCAUAUACCUUGUUUCUUAUAGAUUUUUUAAGAAAAAAAAUGUGAAUUUUUUUCCACACUAUGUGUGUUGUUUCCAUAACUCUUCACUUCCUCCAGAAGCAGCCUCCUUACAUGUACAAAAAAGACGACGACGACGAAGCCUUACAGUUACCCUGCAAAUGACAGGAAGAUUUAUUUUCAGGGUUUUUACAGCAUUAAAAUCUCUACAAUGUUAGGCAGAAGAACAGCUCUUCUAUCCUAGGAUUUCAGCCAUGCACUCUGUAUUUUCUCCCUCUCCUUCUCUCUCUUUCUGUCUCCCUCCCCUCCUUUUUUUUCUAGCCCGGGGCGUGAAUUUGCAUGUCUAAUUCAUUUACUCACCAUAUUUGAAUUGGCCUGAACAGAUGUAAAUCGGGAAGGAUGGGAAAAACUGCAGUCCUCAACAAUGAUUAAUCAGCUGUUGCAGGCAAUGUCUUGAGGAGACUGGUAGGAAGAGGCAUGGAAACCAAGAGAAAAAAAGUGUAUUUGAACCUAAUUGUCACAUCAGAGCAUCAUUGUCCCCAUUCAACAGCCGCAACUACCAACAUCACUUCCUGUUUUAUGCCACUCAGAAACAUGAACUGAAGAGUUAUUUUUUACUAUGUUGACUUAUUUUUUGGGCAAAGCAUCAGUCAUGCAUUUUUCCAUAGUCCCAUCAUGGAGCAUAUAUGUAUACAUUGUAAAUAAAUUUUGUGCAAAAAGGACUGGAAAAAAUGAACUGUAUUAUUGCUUUUUUUUUCUUUUCUUUUUGUAAAAGUAGCCGUUUGGUAUGAGUUGGCAUGCAUACAGAUUUACUAAAUGGGAUAAGCUAAUUAUACUUUUGUUGUGGUUAAACCGAUGCUUGUCGAUAGCCUUUUUCUAUCCAGAAACCAAGGAGCUAAUUAUUAUUAAUAAUAACCAUUGCACAUUGAGUCUUAGAGUUUCUGAUCGAAGCUGUUUGGAUUGUACAAUAACUCAAAGCCAGUUGUAGUAGUUUGAGUGCAGUAAUGAAAUCUGAAUCUAAAAAUAAAAGCAAAUUAUUUUUUGUCA